AGAUCAGGUGGCGGGUCAGCUGACACCAGCAGAACCAGGAAGCGACCGCAGAGCAUUAUCAUUACACUUUAAUAUUUACUCGCCGCGUGCAGGCGAUCAUUACUGCAUAUCUGGAAUAUUAUUAAAGCUGGCGGCGUGAAGAUCAGUCAGGGGCAUGUUUGCAGCAGACGACGAGGACGGAGACUUUCUGUCUCCCACUGGAGGAGCAAAGUUAGCCUCUCUCUUUGGAUUGGAUCAGGCAACAAGCCAGGGGAAUGAGUCUUUCCAGUACACGGCACCCAAACAGCCCCGCAAGAGCUCUGCCAACUCGGGACCCUCAACCCAAAAGUCUGCACCUCCACCAAACUCUCCUGCUGUUCUCUUUGCUACUGCAGUACAUGCCUACAGAUAUGUUAACGGACAGUAUGUGAAACAAGGCAAGCUUGGAGCUGCGGUCCUUGGAAAUCAUACAACUAAAGAGUACAAGAUCCUGCUGUAUGUCAGUCAACAGAAGCAGGUGACGGCCGCCAGGAUCCACAGCGGCUUCAUCCUCACUGUCCAGCCCAGUAACUACUGCACGUUUUACGAUGACCAGAGACAGAAUUGGUCGCUGAUGUUUGAAUCCGAGAAAGCGGCUACAGACUUUUGUAAAGAGGUUUGUCUUGCCAAAGUGAACUGCAGCGGUGCGUUAGACUCAGUCCUGAUCCAGGAUCUUGUUCUCGGUGAGGGUCAGGCUGUGGAGAACGGAGACUCUUUAGAAGUGGCCUACACUGGCUGGCUACUGCUAAACCACACCAUCGGACAGAUGUUUGACUCAAAUCUGAAUAAAGACAAGCUGCUGAGACUGAAGCUCGGGGCUGGGAAAGUCAUUAAGGGCUGGGAGGAGGGGAUGUUGAAUAUGCGCAAAGGCGGAAAAAGGCUCAUGGUGAUUCCUCCCAGUCUCGCGUACGGGUCGCAGGGCGUUGACAAUCGCGUCCCACCGGACAGCACGCUAGUCUUUGAAGCGGAGAUCCGUCGGGUUAAGUUUGCAAAGGAUGGAAGUUCAAGAGAUUCGGCGGCUCCGUCUCCUGCUCCCAGUGUGGAGAGUCUGGCCCCCACUGAGCUCAACCAGCCCUUCAGCACUGCCCCACCAACCAGCAAACCCAGUGAAGCACCUCUUCGAGCAAAAUCAAACUCCCUCAAUGAACAGGUCAGUAAUCCUGAUGCCACUAAAGCUAAACUGAUCUCACGCAUGGCCAAAAUGGGCCAGCCGAUGCUGCCCUUCAUCACCGGCCCGGCCUCAUCAUCCUCACAGCCAGACUCUAGUGACUCCGAACUUGAGGACGCCAGUGUGUCCAGACUCAAGGAACGUAGCAGUGCACCAUCACCGCAGCCUGUACACAUCUCCUCCGGCCCGCCACCUUCAAUGCAGGCCCUUCUACCUGUUACCAUGGCAACAGCCAAUCCACAGCCCAUGAUGCCGGGAGCCGUACAUGCCUUUCAGCCUGUAAGUCAGAUGUACCCCACACAGACUGUGACUUACCAAGGAACUAGUGAAGUCACGUCCUUCUUGAUGACAGAGGCUCGACAACACAACACUGAAAUCCGAUUGGCUGUUGGGAAAGUGGCAGACAAACUGGACCACUUGUCCUCAAAGAUUAAUGACCUACAAAAGCAAGGCAGUGUUUCGUUGGGCUUAUCAAACGUAUCAAUGGAAACAGCAAUGAUCAUGCACAACAUUCAGAGAAUCAUUCAGGAGAAUGAAUGUCUGAAGAAAGAGGUGUUUGAAAAAAGUUCACGCAUUGAGGAGCAGAACUGCAAGAUCGGCGAACUCAUCAACCAGAACCAGAGGUACGUGGAGCAGAGUAAUCAGCUGAUGGAGCAGAGAAACGACUCUCUGAAGAACAGCAGUGAACAGAGUCAGACCAGAAUACUGCAGGCAGAGCAAAACAAGGUAACUCUGUUAAAGCGUCCAAUCCAACACACACGCAAUAACACCAGAACAGCUCGUUUUCAAAAACCUAGUGAGCUGCCACGCUUUAUGGAAGCCUGCAAAUGACAGAUAAAAACACUUGGUUAAGGCUUGAUAUACUGUCUGAUGUGUGUGUUUGUUUCAGAGCUGAAGGAGACAGCAGACAGAGUGCAGAGUCAAUACAAGAUGGAAAAACAGAAACGAAAGGAACUGGAGCUCAAGUUCAACAACAUGGAGGAAGAGCUACAGGACAUGAAAACAGAGAAAGACAGUCUGGAACGAACUCUCUCUGAGAGGAAGAGGAAGUGGCAGUUGGAGAGACAGCGCUGCGAUGAGGAACUGGAAGAGGUCAGGAGGGCGGGCCAGCAGGAGUUAGACAACCUCAGGAGCCAAUUACGUAAAGCCAGAACGAGCACCGACCAAGCCGCAGCUGAACAGCUGUCUCAGCUGCAGGCUGAUCUGGAGCAGGAGUGGCAGGUGAAGUGUGAUCAGGCUCUGGCAGCGGCACGUGAACAGCAGAGGAGAGAGAUGACUGAACUCUCAGAGCACAGAGACGCACUGCAGCUCAAACUCACACAGCUGCAGGACAAGUUUACUACACUCAAACAGUCCCGUGAAUCAGAGGAACAGCUUUUACUACAGCAGCAGGACCAGAAAGAAGAGCUGCAGGCCUUGAGAGAAAAGUGCUCUGUGCUGGAGCAGCGGGGGGAGAUGCGAGUUUCAGAGCUGGAGAGGAAACUGACGGAGCAGCAGCAGCACACAGACACAGCAGAAGAGGUGAAGCGUGUGAUGAAUGGAGUGUUUCAGUCUCUCAGAGCGGAGUUUGAUCUGAAUGAGACCUACACAGGAAGUGCUGUUCUCCGAGUGCUGGUCAGCACCAUCAAGAAUGUCACACUGCAGCUGCUCACCAAAAAGGUGAGAUCUUCAUCUGAACUCAGUGAAAACGAAGAGGAAGAGGAGGAGAGAGAGACUGACGCUCGGCCUAGACAUGAGAUGCAUAUAAAUGGCCAGAGAGAGCGCGAUUCUGCAGGGCAGGAUGAAGAUGGACAGCAGCAUGUGGAGAAGGAAGAUGUUUCACUAGCGGACGAGAAGAAAGAAGAAACGGAGGAGCUUGAAAGAGUUGAAGACAGGAGUGAACAGGAAGUUGUAGAAGAAAGGAGUGAAGAGAAAGUUGUGGAAGAGAAGGAAGUGGAAGUUACGGAACGCGAUGUGCAAGAUCAGGACAGUGAGAGCGGCACAGAAACUAAAGGCGACGAAGAGACUGAAAGUGACAUCAAAACCAAACAGGAAGUGACCCCAGAGCCGCCUGAGGACAUAAGUCCUACACAGGAAGCCAAGGUAAUUGAUGAGAGUGUCACAGCGCCUUUAGAUGAACCAGAAAGCACACACAUGACAUUAGGUGGACCUCCCAAGACCCCGCCACCACCUCCUCCCGCUCCGCAGGAUACAUCUGCACUGCUCUCCAGUCCUUCUGAGAGGGUAGAAGAGGAAAAUGGAGGGGAACCAUUUUUCCAGAGUUCCACCCCUCCCCAGCCCCCAUCUGCACCCACUGCCUCAGCGGCCGAUGAAGAGGAGGAGGAGCUGAGCCUGAAAGGACGUCCCCCUCCCGCCCCUCUGUUUGGUGAUGAUGACGAUGAUGAUGAUGACCUGGACUGGCUGGGCUGAUGUCAACCUUCUCAAUCGAAGUUGAAAAACCAGUGCCUGACCUCAGACGACUGCCAGCAACAAGGCCAGACGAUCUCUGACGUGAGGAAAUGAUGUUUGUGUCCCGGACCUCAGUGAACACGGGCUUUGAUUAGUGGGUUGGGAUGGUUCUGGAAACAUUUCGGCAUUUUCUGUGAUCAAAGAACAGAGGGUAACGUCCUGCCCAAAACCUUAAAAAGCAUUUGAAUGAACAUCUCUAUGGCAGUAUGGAUCAGCUACUGCUCAUAAACUGAUUUGCUACACAUACAGCAAAAAAAAAAAUCAUCUUUAAAUCUGCAAAUACUGUGAAACGGUUGAUUUAUUUUUUUUUUAUCUUAAUUUAUUAUGUAAUGUUCCCAUCUUUAACACAGGGGUUUCAUGUGUAAUUCAGCCUGCUGUCUCUGUUCUUAAUAUUUCUACAUAGUACUAACAGCAACCAGUUGCAUAUUAAUAAAGAAACGAGACUCA
Messenger RNA from Sinocyclocheilus grahami, 4081 nucleotides. Its product is annotated as FK506-binding protein 15-like. Lineage: Eukaryota; Metazoa; Chordata; Actinopteri; Cypriniformes; Cyprinidae. The transcript has 28 exons. Gene Ontology annotation, molecular function: peptidyl-prolyl cis-trans isomerase activity. Gene Ontology annotation, cellular component: growth cone. The record is from RefSeq and is a predicted model, not a curated record.